AUGCCUAUGCCAUCUUCUGGGGCUUCUAGGGAGCUCGCAAGAGGGGAUGCCAGAUAUGCCCCUCUGGCGGUCGAAGAAGAGGGAGAGCAGGAGGGGGAGAAAGCACGUCACGCCUUGGGGCUGGAGGAUUUUCAUGGCCACGAUGAGCCCAACCUGCAGUUGGGAAACAUCCUCAUGUGCCUGGCGUUGCGAAUGAUUUCUCCUUUUUCUCUGCUUGUGGUCAUGGUGCUUCUCCGAAUGCAAUGGAUGCGGCCAGUACUAGACGAUGACACGGGGACGUUCACGCAGGCAUACGGGGUAUUGUGUCUGUAUUCUGCAAGGCCCGAUGAUCAAUGCUUUCUCUUCUGCAGCCUCCUCACGUAUUUCUGCAACGAUUCGUACAGAAGCUCGGGGCCACUCGUUGCUGUGCUCUUUCCUUGGGCCGUCUUGUUUGCAUACGUUCCAAAUAGGAUGGCAGCUCAAGCGUCUGCUUCUGACAGGCCAGUGGAGGUUCAACGCUCCAAGUUUGUGCAAUUCCUCAUGAUAAUUGCUAGGCAAUGCGGGGUCCCGGAUGACACCAUCAUGCAGGUUGAAGGCGAUGGGAAAGAGGACAGCUGCGACAGGGCCAUGCAGCUGCUGAGCCACAAAGACUUGACCGUCCGAAUCUAUUAUCCGUUCAGCCGCUUGCAGUUUUAUAAAAACAUGGGGAUAGCAGCGAUCCUGCACCGGGCAGGUUCAAGGGGAUCUUCGCCUUUUGAUAGAAUCGGCAUUCUCUCAGAGGAUGGUAAGUUGGUGGGGGACAGCAGCUGGAUCACUGACUGGCCCGACACAGAUCGUUUCGUGGCGCAGCAGAAGCGGAUCAACAACUUGGCCCACAUUCCGCUGCAUGUGCCCCCGCGCCCUGAAACGAUUCCAGCCAAUCUCGACCUGCCUGUGCGCUACAAGACCCGCUUACUACAAGGUGGCAUGAAAGCUGCAGACUUUACAAACCGAGUUUCGGUGGGCUUCCCCAUCCCAGAACCUUUCUGGGUGACAGCCAUGCAUUCUGCAGCCAUUUUGCUUUACACAUGUGUGCUUGUUGCUUCAAUCUGCCUCUCUUGGUUGAUGCCUCAGUGGCACUCGCGUGGCAGUCUUCAGCACUGGUGCAUGUUCAUCUUGUUCGCUUGGUACGGUCAAGUUUUUGGGAAUUUGUCUGGGCGUAUGCUGACCCGUGAUAUCCCGGAGCUGAAGAGGAGGUAUCGUGAACUCAAGGUCUUAAAUUCCAUGCUGGCUGGUCAGGCAUCUGCCGCUCAAAGGUGCUUGCCAUUGGUGAGGCUGCAGGAACCGCAAGAUUUGCUGGUUUGGGCGGAGGUGCGAGAGCUGUUUUUGGCCCGCUAUUCCGCAUGUCAGCUGGAGAUGGAAACGUCCGUCUGUGUUACUACGCUCCUCACACUUGGGAUGGCUGCUUGCGGCCUGUACUAUGCCUUGCAAGAAGACUGGGAGGCAGGUCUCGUGAGUGUACUGGCACUGCAGCAAAUGGUCUCCUACAUCAUCGCCAGCUUACCCUUCUUCGUGUUGGGGGUCCUUGUCAACAUGGAGGGCAGCAAGUCCUUAGAUCUAAACCCUAAACCCUAA
Messenger RNA from Symbiodinium sp. CCMP2456, 1593 nucleotides. Lineage: Eukaryota; Dinophyceae; Suessiales; Symbiodiniaceae. The record is from the annotation of a GenBank genome assembly.